UGACAACAAUUGUCUAUUUGGUGGCUUCUUUUUUAUAUAUGUACAUAUGUUUUCCGCACACCACUUGUUGCUACAUGUUACAGGGCCACGAGGAUGAAGCGGCGCUCAAGCGACAACUAUUCUGUGUGGGACGGCGUUACGACCAUACAAUUAAUAAAAACAUAUGAAGAACACGAAUUGCUAUGGAAUAGCAAACACCGUCAAUAUGUGCAUCGAGACUCUCGCACGGAAGCUUGGGCAGCGAUGGCCAAAACAAUGCAAAUGAGCGUUCCCGAGGUGAAGAGGAAACUCAACUCCUUACUGGGCGUUUUUCAUUCACAGCAAAGGAAGAAUGUGUCUAUGCCCCGCUGGUGGACCAAGUACUUGUCAUUUUUGGUCGACAACAAAACAGAGGAUCAUGGCUCAGCAGCAGAUGGGAUGCCCAGAUCGAUUGAUCCUGCGUAUAAAAGCGAUGACUGCGACUCAAAUGUAUAUGUGGAUGGCGCUGAAAGCGAUGCAGAUGAGCCCUCAGAAAGUGGCAGUAAUAAGGGUAAACACAAGUCCGCAUUUGAAGAAUUUCUUGCCGAGUAUGAGGCACCAAAGCGUAUAGUCAUCCAGGAAGCAAAUAGCUCAACAGCCAUCAGUCUGGAGCCCAAGAGUGGCGAUUCCAAUGAUGCAGAGCCGACGCCACAGCCAAGUCCCAUCACACAACAAGUCGACGACGAAGAUAUGCAGCUAUAUUGUAAAUACCUGUGUAGUAAACUAAGCAAAUAUUCCUCAAGCACACGAAGCACAAUACAAUAUCAUUUUAAUCGCAUACUCUAUGAGGCCGACAUGGGCUGGUACGAGGAAAGUAGCAGCAGCGGCAGCAGUAAACAAUAAUUUAAGAUACUUGUACACAUAACUUAGUAUGAAAUGGAUGCAAUUCUGAAAAGCCGCCCAAGAAAUUUUGAAGAACCCAGGCGUUUUAUCAUUUGGUUUUUAUUUCUGCAAAUAUUUUUAGUUUUAUAUCGUUUUUACUAAGAAUUAUCACACUAAAAAGCAACUCAUAAU
Messenger RNA from Drosophila busckii, 1032 nucleotides. RefSeq lists its product as uncharacterized. The record is from RefSeq and is a predicted model, not a curated record. NCBI's taxonomy places the organism in Eukaryota, Metazoa, Arthropoda, Insecta, Diptera, Drosophilidae. The coding region runs from base 94 to 861 and encodes 255 amino acids. The transcript is spliced from 2 exons.